AUGUGGGUUGCUGGCACAUUCAAAGUUCGCGAUUGCUUGGCUGCUACUUCCGUCACUCUGAGACGGUGCUUGAAAUUGGGAGCGACCAUGGCAAAGAGCAAAUUCGAGUACGUGCGGGACUUCGAGGCUGACGACACAUGCCUGCCCCACUGCUGGGUGGUGGUACGGCUGGACGGCAGGAAUUUCCAUCGGUUUGCUGAGAAACACAGCUUUAUAAAACCUAAUGACAGCCGUGCUCUUCAUCUAAUGACCAAAUGUGCCCAAACUGUAAUGAACGAAUUGGAGGAUAUUGUGAUUGCAUAUGGACAGAGUGAUGAGUACAGCUUUGUGUUCAAGCGAAAAAGCAAUUGGUUUAAAAGAAGAGCCAGUAAGUUUAUGACUCACGUGGUUUCCCAGUUCGCCUCCAGCUAUGUGUUUUAUUGGCGGGAUUACUUUGAGGACCAGCCCCUUCUGUAUCCCCCAGGCUUUGAUGGAAGAGUCGUGGUGUAUCCUAGCAACCAGACUCUAAAGGACUAUCUCAGCUGGCGGCAAGCAGAUUGUCACAUCAAUAAUCUUUAUAAUACAGUGUUCUGGGCACUUGUACAGCAGUCUGGCUUAACACCAUUACAAGCCCAAGAGAGAUUACAGGGAACUCUUGCAGCAGACAAGAAUGAGAUUUUAUUUUCUGAAUUCAACAUCAACUACAAUAAUGAGCCACUGAUGUAUAGGAAGGGGACUGUGUUGAUAUGGCAGAAGGUGGAGGAAAUCACAACAAAAGAAGUUAAGCUGCCAGCAGAAAUGGAAGGAAAAAAGAUGGCGGUGACCCGGACCAGGACUAUGGCGGUGCCCUUACACUGCAAUAUCAUUGGGGAUGCUUUCUGGAAGGAACAUCCAGAGAUCCUGGAUGAAGACAGCUGACCCUUUGCUUUUCAGUCCUGGCGUGCUUAACCAUCUUGGCCCCCAAGUCUCCCGGCCUUUGGUGGC
This is a messenger RNA of Budorcas taxicolor (takin), 963 nucleotides long. It is a transcript of the gene THG1L, whose product is annotated as tRNA-histidine guanylyltransferase 1 like. Gene Ontology annotation, molecular function: tRNA guanylyltransferase activity; magnesium ion binding. Bases 1 to 897 code for a protein of 298 amino acids. Gene Ontology annotation, biological process: tRNA modification. The record is from RefSeq and is a predicted model, not a curated record. NCBI's taxonomy places the organism in Eukaryota, Metazoa, Chordata, Mammalia, Artiodactyla, Bovidae. The transcript is spliced from 6 exons.